GCGGGACGGAGGCCAGUGCGGAGACGGGUUCCAGGGGGAUGUGUUGUUGUUGAAUUGAUGUUGCAACUUCCUAAAAACACGAAAUGCCGCUGCAAUUGCAAGGAGGACAGAUGCAGAACAAUGUAGAGCCAAUGGUAAUUGAUAUGGCCGUAGAGGAAAAUGACAACACGGAAGAAGAGCCUGUUAUUGUGGAGAGCACGUCCUUGGACCUUGAGACAUAUGCCAAUAGCUACACGGGUUUAGCAAAACUGCAACGUCUCAUCUUUAUAGCUGACCGAUGUCCUCAACUUCGUGUAGAAGCCCUGCGUAUGGCCAUACAUUAUGUACAGACUACAUACAAUGUCAACCUAUACACACAACUUCACCGGAAGUUGCAGGAGGCAGUUAGUGGGGCAAAUGCAGGGAAUGCUAGUCUACCAGAUAUAGCUGGGGGUCAGGUAGGAGGGGGUUCUGUGGCAAACCUGCCUGCCCUUGACAUGCAAUGGGUCGAAUCUCGUGCCAAAAAAGCUGCACUGAAGCUUGAGAAGUUGGACACAGAUUUAAAGAAUUCUAAGGUUAAUAGUAUCAAGGAAUCCAUUCGGCGAGGUCAUGAUGACCUUGGCGACCACUACCUUGACUGUGGUGACCUCUCCAAUGCCCUCAAGUGUUACUCACGCGCACGGGAUUACUGCACUUCCUUCAGACACAUUAUCAAUAUGUGUCUUAAUGUGAUUAAGGUUUCAAUUUACCUAAACAACUGGUCACACGUAUUGAGCUACGUUAGCAAAGCCCAAGCAACCCCCGAGGCCUCUGAGUCUAGGCCAAGCAGUAACAAAGACCAGUCGGCUGUGAUCCAGACAAAACUCACCUGUGCUGCUGGUUUGGCGCAGCUCGCUACAAGAAAAUACAAGGCAGCAGCUAAAAGUUUCUUGGGGGCACAGCUGGAUGCUUGUGACUUCCCUGAUCUUCUAUCCACAUCAAACGUAGCCAUGUAUGGUGGCCUCUGCGCAUUGGCCACCUUUUCUCGUCAGGAACUACAGAAACUUGUUAUUUCUAGCAGUUCUUUUAAACUGUUCCUGGAAGUUGAGCCUCAAUUACGGGAUAUCAUAUUUAAGUUCUACGAGUCAAAGUAUGCCUCCUGCCUCAAGCUCUUAGACGAAUUGAAGGAUGUACUCAUGCUUGACAUGUACUUGGCCCCUCAUCUCAACACACUCUACACACGAAUCAGAAAUCGUGCACUUAUACAGUACUUCAGCCCAUACAUGAGUGCAGACCUGGAAAAAAUGGCCGCAGCCUUUAACACAACCAUCUCAGCUUUAGAAGAUGAACUUAUGGCCCUAAUUCUAGAAGGACAAAUUCAGGCGCGGAUAGAUUCCCACAACAAGAUCCUGUACGCCAAAGCAGUGGAGGAGAGGAGCAUGACCUUCGAGAGGUCCCUGGAGAUGGGUCGGGAGCAUGUCAUGCGGGUCAAGGGACUCAUCCUUCGCUCAGCGCUCAUCAAAAACCAAAUCCAUGUGAAGAGUCCGCCCCGGGAGGGAGGGGGCGGUGGAGGGCAAGGGAGCGGAGACGUGACCAUGGCAGCCACCAACAGUUCGGCAGCCGCUCCCAGGAACUAGAUACUAUUAUUAUCAUUAUUAUGCGAGCGGUACCCAGGCUGUGUUGAUACUAGACCUGUGCUUAAUUGUUUUGUUGUUCGGCCUGACCAGCGUGCGCUCUCGCCUGCGGAACAAGCCACCCGAACAAUAACCAUUGCUCAUCUGAGAUUUUUCCACUCUUUAGCGUCAAGCCAUUUACACCAGUCUGCUCUUGUCUCCUGUGGCAGAGGAUCCAAAUAAGAGAAUAAAAAAAUGUAAUAAAAGAUAGAUAAGUCAGAUAAUGAAUAAAUCUGUAAAAAAAUAAUAAAAAUAAAAAAAGAAAGUAAUAUUGUUUUGGAGAGUUCUAAACUUGUGAAAACUAUGCAAGGGUUCUGUGACACUCUUGCCUUCAUCCCCAUUAUGAUUUCAAAAACAUCGCAGUGUGGAAUUAACAAGGCUCUGCUACUUGUGGGGAUUCUCUUGCGAUGACCACAACGGAUGAACCUCAGGAGCUCGGUGAACUCUGUACCAAUACUAUUUACUUGGUGUUGUUUAUGAAGCUAUAUUGUAUAGUAAGAUACAGGAUGAACAGAAGGAAAGAAAAUGAAGUGCUCAUGGAGAUGUCAGUGCAUAUUUAUAACUUCACAACCAAAGCCACAAUCAAGGGUUGAUUUAUAGCAGGUUUGACAUGCAUGACCUUGUAGUUAUGUCAGUAUUAUUUCUUUGAUUUCCUUUAAAAAAAAUCUUAUUGUUAUGUAUGUUGUUUGAGUUAGUUCCUAAGCAUACAGAAUAUUUAUAUUCUUAUAAUUGAAGAGGGAUUAUUAUUUUGAUUUUUUUUUCUUUUUCUUUUUUUAUAAUUAUGUAAUGUUUUCCAUUUUCUUCUUUCUUUGUCUUGCAACAGGAAAUCACAAUGUGGUCAUGCUUGUUAGAAGUGCUGCCAAGUCAAUAUGUACCUUUAUUGGUUUUUCUUGUUUUCUCCUAUAGCUUGUGUUCAUAGCUCCCAUUACCUGUUGUGUAUUUAUUGUGUUUGAGAACAACUUUGUUUUGGUAUUUGCAUGUCCUCAUUCACAGACAAAAACCACUAGUCUAUAUAUUGAAUGAGAGGCGGUCAAAAGAUUUUGUACAUUUUAAUGACCGUGAUUCAGCAGGAGAUACAAGGCUGUUGUUACAGUGUUGUAACAUGACUUUUUUUUUCUGUAAAUGCAGAAAUUAGUUAUUUUUACGCUUGAAAGAAGUACAGUGUUCCUAAGAAAUGCACUGCCUAGUGGUUACAGAAGAACAGUGGCCAGUUGUUGUAGGCAGUGUUCUUGCCUGUAAUGCUUGGAUUUUUUAAGUCACACUAUGAGCACAGAAGAUCAUGCAUAGUGUAAUACUCCAAUAUUUGUUGAAUUCACUGUCGUGCACCCUAGCCAGGUUGCCUCAGUCUCUUCAGAGUCUCUGGAUGUCUGGUCUCAAAACUUCAGAUGAGAAACUUUAAGCCAAAUAAUCCUUGCUCUUGUGUCAGCACUGCUUGAGGCUUGCUACCAGUGUAUUUGUCAAGGGAAGAGCAGCGUAUUCUCACCUUUACGAAUGCAAAUUGUCAUCGGAAUCCAGUCACAUUUUGAGAGAUUAUGUGGGGAGAAAUGGAUACUUUUCCCACCCUAGUGUGUUUCAUGCAAGCCUUCACUUUGAGCUGCAUUGUUGAUGAGUGGCUAGGAGGGGAAAAGGUGAUUUUCUAUUGAAGAUAGUAAAACUAAUAACACUGAAAAA
This is a messenger RNA of Penaeus chinensis, 3302 nucleotides long. RefSeq names its product COP9 signalosome complex subunit 1-like (gene CSN1b). Bases 84 to 1595 code for a protein of 503 amino acids. The transcript has 12 exons. Lineage: Eukaryota; Metazoa; Arthropoda; Malacostraca; Decapoda; Penaeidae. The record is from RefSeq and is a predicted model, not a curated record. Gene Ontology annotation, cellular component: COP9 signalosome.